AUGGUAAAUUCCCAUAAAAACUCUUUGAAGUAUCAAAGUUUUAGGGAAAAGAAGAUGAAUUUUGGGAGAAUGAUUCCACAAGAAAUAAUCUUUGAGAUAUUCUCCUGGCUUCCUGCUAAGUCUUUAACGCAUUUCAAGUGUGUUACAAAAUUUUGUAAUUCCCUUGUAUCUGAAUCAAAUUUUGUGGAUAUUUAUGAAUGUCGUUCCAUGACUCGUCCUAGUGGAACAAAAUUCUUUGUGCGUGGAGGGGAAGCUUUUUACGCUGUAGAGCAAAAGGAAGAUGGGAACACCUCCCUUCUCCGUAUAGAGAAUUUUGAUAAACUCUACGAUCGCCCAGGCACCAAUUGUUUUGAGUUUGUCAAUGGCUUGUUUUGCUUCUGGAAGUUCCUUGCGCAACCGGUUGCAAUUUCCAAUCCUAGUACCAGAGAAGUAAGAUUUCUUCCGCACCUAAAUUUAGAUGUCUCUCAGAAUAAUUGCUACUAUUCGUUGGGUUAUAAACCAGAAGAAAAGAAGUAUAAAGUUCUUUUGAUGACACCGACACCUAAAUUCGAACAAGGGUACUGCACAAGAAACUGGAUUUUCACUUUAGGUAUAGAUGAAGCAUGGAGAGAGACUGAAACCGUCGCCGAAUUUUAUCCGUUCACGGGUGUAGUUUGCAUUAGUGGAGUCAACUAUAUGUUUAAUACUUAUACUUUUGAUUCAAUUCCUAUCCUACAUAAUAUAGCUGCAUUUGAUGUUAGAGCUGAGAAUUUCAGAAUCAUCACAUGGUAUCCGCGUGAUUGCGAAGCAUGA
Molecule: messenger RNA, 792 nt
Organism: Lycium barbarum (goji berry)
Lineage: Eukaryota; Viridiplantae; Streptophyta; Magnoliopsida; Solanales; Solanaceae
Product: putative F-box protein At1g32420
Exons: 2
Coding region: 1-792 (263 amino acids)
Molecular function (GO): protein binding
Source: RefSeq, a predicted model, not a curated record